AUGGAAGUAAAAGUCUUCCAUCUUCCACUGCUUCUGACUCGUCCAAUGAGAAAAAUGAGAAAGCCGGCAGCAAGUUCCCCCCAGCCAAAGAACUUUCUUGUAAUAAGAAGCUUCUUGCUCUUAUUACUGAGCUGUAUAGCUGCUAAACUGAGCCUUUGCUUUUCGAAUAUCCCCUCUUCACUACUAACGCUCUCCCUUGAUGGGCAUCUCAAUUUUGAUGAAGUCCAGCAUGUGGCCAAAGAUUUCGGCAAUCAAUACCAGUUGCUGCCUUCUGCAGUAUUGCACCCCAAGACGGUUAUGGAUAUUGCCAUCACCAUUAAGCAUAUCUGGCAAAUGGGCCCUCACUCCGAACUCACCGUUGCAGCCAGAGGCCAUGGUCAUUCACUUCAGGGUCAGGCACAAGCCUACCGAGGUGUUGUGGUCAAUAUGAAAUGUCUUCAGAGCCCAAUAAUGCAGGUCCAUGGGGGGAAAUUCCCGUAUGUUGACGUUUCCGGUGGAGAGUUGUGGAUAAACAUACUGCGUGAGAGCAUGAAAUACGGUUUAGCACCAAAAUCAUGGACAGACUACUUACAUCUAACGGUUGGCGGUACUCUGUCAAAUGCCGGGAUCAGUGGGCAAGCAUUUCGACAUGGACCCCAGAUUAGUAAUGUCCAUCAGCUGGAGGUUAUUACAGGAAAAGGGGAGGUCGUAAAGUGCUCAGCGAAUCAGAAUGAAGACCUCUUCCAUAGUGUCCUUGGAGGACUCGGACAAUUUGGUAUCAUCACCCAAGCUAGAAUAUCUCUGGAACCGGCACCUGACAAGGUGAAAUGGAUUCGGAUGCUCUACUCAGAUUUCAACACAUUUACCAGAGAUCAAGAGCAUUUGAUAUCUUCAGAGAAUACAUUUGACUACAUUGAAGGAUUUGUGAUAAUUAACAGAACUGGCCUUCUAAAUAACUGGAGGUCAUCCUUUAGUCCACAAGACCCACUUCAAGCAAGCCAGUUUGAAUCUGAUGGACGAACUCUCUUCUGCCUUGAGGUGGCCAAGUACUUCAACCUGGGGCAGACAGAUACAAUAAUUGAAGAGGUUGAGAGGCUAUUAUCUCCUUUGAAUUAUAUCCCCUCAACGCUUUUCCUAUCAGAAGUAUCAUACAUAAAUUUCUUGGACAGAGUUCACGUAUCUGAGGUCAAACUCAGGUCAAAAGGUCUGUGGGAAGUUCCGCAUCCUUGGCUUAAUCUUCUCAUACCCAGAAGCAAAAUUCAUCGAUUUGCUGAAGAAGUCUUUGGCAAUAUUCUCACAGACACGAGCAAUGGUCCCAUUCUCAUCUACCCAGUCAACAAAUCAAAGUGGGACAAUAGGACUUCUGUAGUGAUUCCUGAGGAAGAUAUUUUCUAUUUGGUGGCAUUCCUUUCCUCUGCAGUUCCUUCUUCCACGGGAACUGACGGCUUGGAUCACAUACUAUAUCAGAACAAAAGAAUACUAAAUUUUUGUGAAUCAGCCCAUCUAGGGGUGAAGAAGUAUUUGCCGCACUAUACUAGACAGGAAGACUGGAAGGCGCACUUUGGCCCACGCUGGGAAGCUCUUGUAAGGAGAAAAUCUGCAUAUGACCCCUUGAGAAUACUUGCACCUGGCCAAAGAAUAUUUCAGAAGGCAGUGCCCUUCUCAUGAUACUCACUUUUUCAA
Messenger RNA from Syzygium oleosum, 1662 nucleotides. Its product is annotated as cytokinin dehydrogenase 6. Lineage: Eukaryota; Viridiplantae; Streptophyta; Magnoliopsida; Myrtales; Myrtaceae. The record is from RefSeq and is a predicted model, not a curated record. The transcript has 5 exons. Gene Ontology annotation, molecular function: FAD binding; cytokinin dehydrogenase activity. The coding region runs from base 1 to 1647 and encodes 548 amino acids. Gene Ontology annotation, biological process: cytokinin metabolic process.